GCAGGGGCAGCGCGGGAAACCCGAGCUCCCCGGGAACGGUUCCCGCUAACAGCUAACAUUAUUCCUAAUCGAGGGCCGGGCUCCCUCUCUGGAAGGCGGGUGGCGGUAGCCCUCCUUAGGGCGGGACUCGGCCCGGCUCGUCUGUUGCUGCGGAGGCAGAGCCCAGGGCUUCUCCGCCACAGAAGACUCCGAAGCCUCGCUGCAGAGGCCUGUUAGCAGAAUGCUCCGAGCAGAACUGCCCUGAAGUUUUUAGGAGUCCCUAGAGAACUGCACUGAGAGCCGUUUCCCCACAUCCGUAUCAUGUAGCUUAAAGAUGGAUGCUACCAAAGAAGCUCAGCCUACAGGAGAGUUCAAAUGUCAGCUAUGUGGCUUAACAGCUCCAUAUACGUACUAUGGGCAGAAGCCACCAAACACACGCUCUAUUGUGCUUUUGGAAGAAAGCUAUGUCAUGAAGGAUCCUUUCACCCCUGACAAGGACAAAUUCCUCAUCCUCGGGUCUCAUUGCAGUUUGUGUAGCAGAUCAGUGUGCGUUGGUACAGAAUGUAGUCUGUUCUACUCCAAAAGGUUCUGCCUCCCCUGUGUGAAUGAAAACCUAAAGGCCUUUCCUUUGGAAAUACAAGAAGAUAUGGAUAAAAGGAAGCCUCAACAAAAAUCCUUCCCCUGUAAAAAAACAGAUACACGAACAUAAAUACUGAAGGACCAAGAGAGACAGUUCUUUGGCUGGGACUUCUCCUCUCUCCUUUUGGAGACUAUCAUGUUGCUCCUUUUAAAGAAGUGACCUUCAUUAGCUCAGUACUACAGAACACAGUAACACAUUUCUUUACAAUUGGCUCGGCUUCAAACAUCAUCAUGCAGCGAUUGCAAUGCCAGCAGUAUGGCCUUAAGGUGUUGAAGAGCCAGAAAGAAAGGCAGACAAGCCUGUUGUCACCACAUAAAACACAUGUAGGAAAAAACUAAACAGCAUAUAGCAUAGGAACCAUGUCCAAAUUUUCACAUUUGUUAUUUUAAUGUUUUGUGGUGUUCUUGACAGUCCUACAGUGUUAUGAAAAAUCCGAGACAGAUUUAUCUGGCUUAAUUCAGUAUACAUCCAAGAAAGUCAGUAUACACCAAUUAUUAACCUGACAGUGCUGCCCUGAUAAGAUUACAGGAAGGAAUUCAAAGCUUUACUUUUAAGUCUAAAAUAAAACUGUUAUGAGAAAAUGUCAGAGAUACCCAUAGAAAUAUCUAGAUUCUUCAAGAUUAUGAUCUCAAUACUGUCACUGCAUUAAGACUUCUGAAGGUAGGUGCUCUUGUAACAAAAUACCAA
This is a messenger RNA of Pygoscelis adeliae (Adelie penguin), 1306 nucleotides long. RefSeq names its product cysteine-rich, DPF motif domain containing 1 (gene CDPF1). NCBI's taxonomy places the organism in Eukaryota, Metazoa, Chordata, Aves, Sphenisciformes, Spheniscidae. The transcript is spliced from 6 exons. The record is from RefSeq and is a predicted model, not a curated record. Bases 314 to 688 code for a protein of 124 amino acids.